Molecule: messenger RNA, 414 nt
Organism: Microbotryum saponariae
Lineage: Eukaryota; Fungi; Basidiomycota; Microbotryomycetes; Microbotryales; Microbotryaceae
Source: the annotation of a GenBank genome assembly
AUGCGCCGCAGAAAUCCACUUCAAGAUGGAUCUCGAUCAAAAGCAAAGCCUAGAAAGAGUACUUCUCGCACGGCGCACUACUUCCCUUCUUCCGCGUUGCUACUGUUAGAUUUCCGCACAGUUCUGGUAACUUUCGUUGGUCGGCCAAACGAUGAGAUUGUGUCGAUACGGUGCACGGUCGUAAAGUCCGAAACAGUGAGUUACCAGUGGGCGGAAAAGAGAAGAAAAGCUACGGAAAAGACUCGCGCGCGCGCCGACCGCACUCCCUAAUUCCCUAAUACCCCACUGAUAAUAAACCAUGCCUAGAAUGCCUUGAUGCGCCAAACGCCCAAAUCCAACGCUACCAUCGCCACUGCUAGGCUCUGUCCGGCCAGCAGGCUAAUAGCCUUCGGGUGCUCGUUCGGCAUGGCUUGA